This is a messenger RNA of Monomorium pharaonis (pharaoh ant), 1272 nucleotides long. RefSeq lists its product as uncharacterized. The record is from RefSeq and is a predicted model, not a curated record. Gene Ontology annotation, biological process: DNA replication, removal of RNA primer. The transcript has a single exon. NCBI's taxonomy places the organism in Eukaryota, Metazoa, Arthropoda, Insecta, Hymenoptera, Formicidae. Gene Ontology annotation, molecular function: RNA-DNA hybrid ribonuclease activity; nucleic acid binding. Bases 1 to 1272 code for a protein of 423 amino acids.
AUGGUCUACUGGAUAUACACGGCGAUACUCAGACCUAGGCUGCUUUACGCGUCUGUCGUAUGGUGGCCAAGGGUGCUGGGAAAAACCGCUAAGUUAACGUUGGAGCACGUCAGAGCUCUAGUUUUAAGAGGGGCUCUGGGGGCCAUGCGGACCACGCCAGUGGCGGCGAUGGGGAUGCUGCUUGGCGUCGAGCCUCUCGAUCGGGUGGUAGUGGCGGCUGCGGCGGCGGCGGCCUAUCGCCUAAGGUGUGAAUCAAAGUGGAAGGCAGGAGCCCUCUACACGAGAUUCCCUGAAGGAAUCUUAUUGGGCACCAUUUUUGCAAUGGGACAGGAUAGGAGGCCAGUGAUUCGUACCUUCGAAAGAGGGUACAGAAUAAGCUUCCCCGGGCGCUGGGAGUGGAACGGCUCUAAAGGACCGGUUCCUCGGGACGGGGACGUCUGGUUCACGGACGGCUCCAGAACGAGUGCGGGCUCUGGAGCUGGUCUUUACUGCCAGCGCGACCGGGCAGGAAUCGUCGUUCCGCUUGGCGAGCACGCUACGGUUUUCCAGGCGGAGGUGUUAGCCAUCAUGAGAUGUGCCCAGAACCUAUUAGAGUCUGAUAGGAUGGGAAGGCGCAUCCGGAUCUGCUCGGACAGUCAGGCGGCGCUUAAGGCGCUUGAGGGUCCGAGAAUUAACUCGCGACUGGUCUGGGACUGCAAGUGCAUACUGGACGAGUUGGCAGAGAAAAAUGAUGUUGGCCUAGUAUGGGUCCCUGGGCACGCAGGGAUCAAGGACAACGAAAUGGCGGACCUGCUUGCUAAGGAAGCGGCCGAAACAAGGCUGUUGGGACCUGAGCCGGCUGUUGGGAUCUCCUUCUACCUAGGCAGGGGGAGAAUCAGAAGCUGGCUCCGGGACCAGCAUCUUGAAUACUGGAAGAAAGAGACAGAGAGCAAAUGCAGACAGGCUAGGGUCAUGCUGGGGGAAUGCCUUAGCAGGGACCUGGCCAGGAGCAUAAGAUCUCUGGGUAGGGGGGACGCCAGGCUCGCGAGACAGCUGCUCACGGGCCAUGGUGACCUUAACUACCACCUGCACAAAUUGGGUCAUAGUGAUACGCCCAGCUGUAGGUUGUGCGGUGAAGAAGAGGAAACUAGCCUCCACAUUCUUGGGAACUGCCCAGCAUUGGUCGGACCAAGAACACGCCUGCUGGGCUCAGGUUUUCCGGAACCGAACCAGGUGAGGCAGCUGCCUGUGUGGGAUUUGCUCCGCUUUUGGAAGGAAGCGGGGCCCCGCUAG